Acyrthosiphon pisum (pea aphid) is the source of this 704-nucleotide messenger RNA. Its product is annotated as peroxidase mlt-7-like. The record is from RefSeq and is a predicted model, not a curated record. Gene Ontology annotation, biological process: response to oxidative stress. Bases 129 to 704 code for a protein of 191 amino acids. The transcript has a single exon. NCBI's taxonomy places the organism in Eukaryota, Metazoa, Arthropoda, Insecta, Hemiptera, Aphididae. Gene Ontology annotation, molecular function: heme binding; peroxidase activity.
CGUGGAAAUAUUUUCAGCAUUCCAGUGUUUAGAACUUUCGCUGCAAAUUCAAAAAAACCACAGACACUAAUGAAAUAUUAAAAAUUUGUAAAUUAAAUUUGUAUUUAAGAAGUAUUUAUGUUUCACAGAUGAACCAAGCUACCCAUUAUUUAGACGCGUCGAUGAUAUAUGGUACGACGGAACAACAAAUGAUGUCGUUGAGACAAAUGCAGUACGGCCGAGUGAAGUCAAGAGUCCUAAUCAACUAUCCGGUAAAAACUAACAUCACUCCGGAAAACCCCUAUACGAACGUUUGUCAGGACGGUUCCGGCACUUGUUGUAAGUUUGGUGACAUUCGAGCAAACGCGUUCCCUCAACUUACUUACUUGUACAUACUGUGGAUGGAUGAACACAACCAGUUAGCCUACCAACUGUCUCGAGAAAAACCUGACUGGACUGACGAUCAACUUUUCUGGGAGGCCAGGAAAAUCGUGACGGCGUGCAUUCAGCACAUCACGUACAACGAAUGGCUGCCGGCACUGCUUGGCGUUAACUACACCAAGGAAAAUGGUUUGGGACUGGGAGACAGAACCACGUAUGACGAGAAUGCCGACCCGACAGUUAGCAACAGCUUCGCGACCGCGAUACUGCCUUUUGCCAAUUCCAUGAUCACCGAUAAAAUUAGGUUAGGCAUAUACAUAAUACAAUAUUAUUUUCAUCAAUGA